AUGUACCUGAAGCGAACACUGGCUUCUACAGAUGACAUUCCGGAGAAGAAGCGGUUCAGGGCUGAUAUUUUGGACUUGACCAUCAGCUCAGAUAUUUCUGGACAGCGGGCCGCCAGGCUCAUUCACCAUGCGAAAUUAGCCAACACAGAGAAUAUCAGCGACUUAGCAAAGGUUCCUGUGGGCAAAAACUCUGCGAGGGAUCUGUUGAAGCGAUGUUUCCGCAAUUCGAAAUGGCCAGAUGUUUAUACAUUGGAGGUUCCGGCCUGGAACCCUGGCAAGAACGUGCCCCAGAAUAUGAAGCUGCACAUGCUGCUACCGCAUGAAUUGAUGCUUGCUGUGCUGAAAGUGAAUAGCAUGGACGGUCUCUUGCGACGGCAGCAGCUGGCAUUGGCCCAUCGGCCCGACUUAAGCAGACACCUUGGCCAGGCCUCUGCCCAGCUCGGCAUUGAUGCUACGAAGACUUUGAUUGCUGGACUUUGGGUGGACUCUGUCCCGUUUAACAGCGACAGAACACACAGCCUGGAGGUCUUCACAUUCAGUUUGAUUGGAGAGGGGCCGAUGAGGUUUCCGAUUUGUUGCUUCCCCAAAGCCUUUUUGAAAAAGCACUCCACCCACGAUGCGAUACUCGCCGUUUUGGCUUGGUCCUUUCGGGCAACCUUAUGUGGAGUGUGCCCGUCUAUGCGACACGAUGCAACCGCUUGGCGAACGACAGACAAGCAUCGACGACGGCUGCAGGGAAAAUCUGCCCCGAUCAUGAUACUGGGAGAACUCCGUGGCGAUUGGUCCAUGUAUAAAGACCUUCUCGAGUUCCCGUCAUGGGCAGCUGCUGGCCCGAUAUGUUGGCGGUGCGACUGUACAAGGGCCCAACUGAAGGACUUUACCCUCGCAUCGCUGACGAGGCGGAGGGAGUUGACCUCCAUGGACUUCUUGAUGCGACAACAUGCAGCGGACAAAUUCAUUUCGCAGAUUUUCAGAAAAGCCAUGGCCCAAGUUCCGGACGCGUCUACAGUGCCAGUACCUGAUGUGAGCCCUGAGGAAGAGGCUUUGCUGUUUGGGUCUCAAGGACAACCGACAGCACCUGCUGGAGGAGCGAACCCUUUUGCGUCGCCUCCGGCAACUCCAGCUCAAGCUCAUGCUUCGCCUACUGGAAGCCAAGUGGGUGGAGUACAAGCUGGAAAUGGCCUUGGUGAAGGCAACUUCCAAGCCAUCUUCUUGGAGAUGCUAAGGCAGCAAAGUCAGGCCAACCAGCAGAACCAGCAGUUGAUAGCUGCCCUCAUGAGAAGAAUGGAUUUGGAAGAGAAGCGUCGAAAUGAGGCUGAAGAGAAGGCAGCGGAGACCGCACGUUUGGUUGCGGAGGCUGCAGCUAGAGCCAAGACGGAAGACCCGUUUGCAGCUGCACCGAGCACACCUUCUGUGCCUUUUGCAGGAGCUACCUCGUCUUCGAGCUCUGUUCGGAGCCCAUUGGUGCAGAAUAGGGCGGAGAAGUACCUUCCAUCUCUGCCGAUGCUAGAGCAUCAAGGCAUGAACAAGGGCAGGAUGCGAGAAGUCGAGACAUGGCAUGCCUACCUGGAGACACUGUCAUCGUGGCUUGCUCUUCAAGAUGAGUCUUUCGUUCGAGAGUUGCAACUCUGCGUCAAGCAAAAGAAUGAGAUCCUUCAGAAGGAUUUGGCGGAUGAUGUUGCUGCUCGAAGUGCGAAGCUUUACUACUAUCUCACCCAAUCUCUCUCACGUUGGGAAAGAGGUCAGGAGUUGCUACGCUCGUGCUCGAAAAGGCAGUCUCUCAGUGCCUGCGGAUACGAGGCUGUGAGGACCAUCACGCAGCAAUACAGCAUCGUGUCUCGCAUGGAAGCUGUCUACGUGCGGGAGCAGUGCCUCAAGUUGGCGGUGUGCUUCCUUCCCCUUGCCAGAAGAAGUGAAGGAGAAGCAUUGGAUGUUUUCGCUUGCUUGGCGAUCUAUGUGAUAGCAAGUUUCGAGGAGUUGGUGACUACCCUCAACUUGUAUCCCGAAAGUACCGUUUACACCAUCGUCGUAAAGGAGUCCGAGUGCGAAUCAACUCUGCUUUUCACACUUUUCGGUUCAGAGAAUUGCAAGUUCGACUUCCUUCACUGCGUGGACCUGGGAAUAACCUGUGACUUUAUUGGAUCGAUGUUCUACUACCUGCAGGAGUAUGUUUUGCCGGGCCGUUCUCGCCAUGACAAGUGUGCUCUCAUUUUCCAGGAAAUCUCUGCUUACUACAAGGCCAACGAUUCCGAGAACCGCCUUCCGAAACUGGUCCCUACAAUGUUGAGGGCAGAGGAACGUGGGAAAAUGAAAGCUCCCAAACUUCGUGCAAAGGCAGGGGAGGCGAGAACACUUGUCCCCUGUGUCAUGCAGAUCGCAGACAAAUUCUUGGACUCCUCUGUCCCGGCUCAGAACACGAUGAUUCAUGCGAGCCGCCGCUUGAACAGCAUGUACGAGUGUCUGAGCGAGCAACGAUGGCUGCCAGACCUCUUCCAGCAAGUGAAAGUGCUCUGGCCGCUCGCUGGUGAUCAGGAUGCAGCAAAAGGCGAAGAUCGGUCCGAACAGCAUGUCCAUGGAUUCUGA
This is a messenger RNA of Symbiodinium natans, 2583 nucleotides long. Lineage: Eukaryota; Dinophyceae; Suessiales; Symbiodiniaceae. The record is from the annotation of a GenBank genome assembly.